CUAGAACUAACUCAGCCAUCAACACUUCCGUUCCCCUAAUGUUGAGAAUAGGCUGUACCUGAGUCCUAAUUGCAAGAUCAGGCGAAGCGGGGCACUCGAGCGACUGCCAAUCGCUACCCUACAUUCCUGAUUGCAGGAGGCGACAGGACGGUCAUCGAGCAGAUAUUGCUAAUGGCAUAAAAGCAAACCCAAUUCCAUGUGCGACCUGACGACUGAUCAUGACUCUUCCGACAAUACCCUCAGCCGCCGGAGUUGCGCUCCUUGCGCUUGCCAUUUACAAGUACAUCAUCUAUCCGGCCUUCCUAUCACCUCUAGCCAAGAUCCCCAAUGCACACUGGAGCGCAUCAAUUUCACCUCUCUGGAUCUUAUAUCAUCGGCAUCAGCAGCAAGACACAUUUGUUGUCCAUGCUUGUCACAGCCGUCUGGGACCAAUUAUGCGACUUGCUCCCAAUGAACUUUCAGUCAACUGCGUCGAUGGCGGAAUCAGGACAAUCUAUGCUGGUGGCUUCGAAAAGGGCGAUUGGUACAGCAAUGUUUUCUCCAACUACGGUGUUGAGCCAAUGUUCGCGAUGGAAGCGCACGGUCCGCACAGCAAGCGCAAACGCAUGCUGAGCAAUGUCUAUGCGAAGAGCUCGCUGCAGAAUUCUGCCGCAUUGACGAAGAUUACCGAUGUUGUGAUCAAGGAAAGACUGAUACCGAGACUUCAGAAAGCGGCCAAGUCUGGUGAGGCAGUGGAGCUGUACGAUGUCUUCUCGGCCGUGACGAUGGAUUUUGUUACAGGCUACAUUUUUGGCCUUCGAAACGGCAGCAACUUCGUACAAGACUAUGCCGCUGGCGUCCGGCUCUUCCGCGAAUUCAGUGCCAGGCAAAAGUACACGUUCUGGCCACAAGAGCUGCCAAUCUGGGUCAUGAGCAUGUGCGAGCAAGCCGAGAAGACAUGCAAACGAAUCGAACAAGGCGAAGACGUGGCCCCAGAAGACACACCUACCGUCUACACUCAACUCCGAAACACCCUCCUCAAAGACGACCACAACCCACCCGCAUCCGAUCACCGCCUCACCCUCGCCUCCGAACUCCUCGACCACACCCUCGCCGGCUUCGACACAAGCGGCAUAACCCUAACCUGGCUCGCCUGGCAACUCUCCAAACCCGUCCACAAAACCUGGCAACACCGUAUCCGCCACGAAAUCUCCACCACACCCCUCUCCUCGCCCUCCCACCACCCCCUCGACGCAAAAACCAUCGACAACCUCCCCACCCUCCACGCAAUCCUCAUGGAAUCCCUCCGUCUCCACCCCGCAAUCCCCGGCAACCAACCCCGUCUCACACCCCCCAACACCACCCUCGCACACAUCCGAAACCUCCCCGCCAACAUCCGCGUCCAAGCACAAGCCUACACCCUCCACCGCGAACCUUCCAUUUUCCCUUCCCCGGAAAUCUGGGAUCCCAAUCGCUGGCUUCUUCUCCUUUCUCCCACCACAGAAAAAAAUUUGCACCGCUGGUUCUGGGCCUUCGGAUCCGGAGGCAGAAUGUGUGUGGGGAAGAAUCUGGCCAUUCUGGAUCUGAAAGCCGCGAUGGUGGGGGUUUGGGGGAAAUUUGAGACGGAGAUUGUGGAGGAUCGAGGCAUGGUGGCGAAUGGGGGGUAUAUGGGUGAGCCGUUGGGGGUGGGGGUUGAUGGGGAUGGAGAGAGGAGGAGGAGAAAGUUUUUGGUGGUGAGGGUUAGGGAGGUGGAUGUGUGAAGAGGGGGGGGGAUUAUUAGUUGAGUUGGGGUGGGGUGGUUUUGGGGAGAGGAAGCGUUGUGAGGUGGACACAUAGAUAGAGCGGGACAUGGAUAUGUGAGAAGCAUAGGUAGUGUUCUAUGUCUAAUUCAUUCAUUUGCCUUUG
Molecule: messenger RNA, 1884 nt
Organism: Pseudocercospora fijiensis CIRAD86
Lineage: Eukaryota; Fungi; Ascomycota; Dothideomycetes; Mycosphaerellales; Mycosphaerellaceae
Exons: 2
Coding region: 219-1739 (506 amino acids)
Molecular function (GO): iron ion binding; heme binding; monooxygenase activity
Source: RefSeq, a predicted model, not a curated record